Messenger RNA from Aplysia californica (California sea hare), 2000 nucleotides. RefSeq names its product sodium/potassium/calcium exchanger 3. Gene Ontology annotation, cellular component: membrane. Lineage: Eukaryota; Metazoa; Mollusca; Gastropoda; Aplysiida; Aplysiidae. The record is from RefSeq and is a predicted model, not a curated record. Gene Ontology annotation, biological process: calcium ion transmembrane transport; intracellular calcium ion homeostasis. Gene Ontology annotation, molecular function: calcium, potassium:sodium antiporter activity; calcium channel activity.
CACAUUUCUGUGAUGACGCAAACAGCAACUUUUGUGCACUUUUCUGAAGGACGCUGCCAAUGGCGAAAAAAUACAAGACACAAAAAAACACCUGCUGGCCAUUGGAAUUUGGUCUGGGUACAAAAGUCCUAGACAACAUUCUGUGAGUGCACCGUAGAGUGGCGGAAGCGAGCAGCGGCUGCCAAGUUACAGACAACACAUACAGGAGAGAAACGCCACAGUGGGAACGAGCCAAUUAAUUCCUACGUUGAAAAAUCACGCAUCGAGGCCUUUUUUCCUCAGACCUGGGAAAGUUCGACUGGAAAGAUUAUCGGGCAAAUAGAUUGACUGCUCCAUGCUUUCCCGCGUUGUUUAGUUAAAGAAAUUCUUCCAAGUGCUUGAGAAGUAUACAACACAGACGUUUACAGGGUUGCCGAAAGAGUUCAAAGUUUGAAGUUCAAAGUUCAUGCCUGUUUUGAAAAUCUUGACACCGAGUUGUUUGAAAGAGGAGACGUCACAUUCGGCCCGUUGUCUCUGUGCACCAGUUCGUGUAGGGGCUCGAACCGCAGACCGUGAGGGGCAAGUGGAAACUGACAGCAGCUACGUGGACAUAGAGAACAUCCUUGCGAACAGUUCAAAGGUCAAGGGUAAUCUCAGUGAGGAACUUCCACCCGGUGCAUCCACGAAUGAGAGAGGUACGCUAGACGACCAAAGUGAACGUCGCAAACCAUCUCCGAGCACGUCGUUAAAGAGGAACCUUUCGGAAGAGAGGGCAUCUCAUAGCUCUCAUCUAAGCGCGCAAGAUGCCAUGCAUACAUUGCCAGACAUGUCGAAGAACUCUGCUGUGAACGAUACUCCCACGCACGACACGACAGUGCGCGGAGGACGGCCGUUAGACGCUGAUCAUCUCAACAACUCAGCUGAAUGUAUCCCCACACAAACGUUGUGUGACACUCACGAAGGACCACUCACCAGCUCUGAGCCAAGGCUCGGCGUGUCCCCAAACGUCGCAGCAGUCACCCCGCGGCGCUCUGAUGCUCGGCCUGAGAGAAACGCCAACGGCGGGAAGCAGCAGACUCCACACACCACUUCCGGUAAGGCCGGCUCCGCGGCACCUGUUUGCGCCCCCUGGCGGAAGUGCCGACAGCGACGAGUGUACCGACUGAUUCUCCUGGCUGCCUGCUGCUCUCUUCUGGCCUUCCUGACGGGACUGCACAGACUGUAUCUCUCCACCUUUGACCCAUCCGACCCCCGAUUUGUAGAAGACGAGGCAGGCCUGACCCCCAGCAAGGACUCCGGACGCUAUGGCGUCGAUCAUGCGCAGACGGUUGUCUUCUUCCCCAGUCCUGGAGCUGGCCCGACCCUGGGCAGUGUGCCAGUCAACGCGUCUGUCGGCGGGAACUUUUCCCUGGACAGGCGGAGGAGGGAGAUUGUUGCAGAAAACGGAAGUGGAGAUGGGGCCCAGUGCAUGCAGUCCAGCAUCCAUCAUUUCCCGCCCAACUUCGUUCCCAAAAAGUUCACGGAAGAGGGCGGCUGGGUGGUCCAUCUGGUCAUCUCCUUCUACAUGUUCGCGGCCAUCGCCCAGGUCUGUGACAACUACUUCGUGCCCUCGCUCGAGCACAUCUGUGAAGACUUGGCGUUACAGGCGGAUGUGGCCGGGGCGACGUUCAUGGCUGCAGCCAGUUCAGCGCCAGAGUUGUGUACAUCCAUCAUUGGUGUGUUCCUCGCGCGGUCAGACGUGGGACUGGGAACAAUCGUCGGGUCCUCGAUCUUCAACCUUCUAUUCAUUGUGGCAGCCUGCGCCCUCUUCAGUGGCAUGGGCGGGUGGCAAGCCAAGCUGUACAUGGUGGCCUUUGGCCUGUCUGUCUUCUACAUCGCUCUCUACAGCUACGUCAUGGUCUGGAUGGUGGCGAUAGCAGGCCACACUGUGGGGAUCCCGGAGACGGUGACAGGACUGACUAUACUGGCAGCGGGGACAAGUGUGCCCGAUUGUCUGUCCAGUGUGUUUGUGGCCAGGGACG